CCAACAUUGCCACGAUUUGACUAGAACUCCGAGAGACCACGACAUAAAAGGAAUUUAAUUUAAACCAAAGAAUCGGGCAUGAUUGAAUUUCCUUCUAAAAUUUCUAUGAUUUGACUUGUGUAUAUGAAAAUUUCAAUGCUCGUAAUAUAUUUUUCACAUGUGUACGUUACUUACGCUGUAUCCCCACAAAUUUCAAACAGGCGUGGCGCAAUCACAAGAAAGUUCUUCGACAAUGCCAAAGCCGGUAAGGCAAGAACAAUCCUGAUACUGUGCGGAUUAGAGACUUCUGCGGAUGGACGUUUGUUUUUGUCUCAUCACUCUAUCUUCACCAUGGCGGAGAGUAAGAGAUGCUCCAAAAUGAGGCCCAACAAGUCCCGACUCAGCCUCAAGCGGAAACACGACGCUGGGAGUGCACCCCCUUCUUCCAGUUGUGACUCGGCUUUGCUGGACAAGACCCGUCUCCUGUCUGCUGAUGACACCUUAUUCUCUAAUCUGGUCGCAGAAGACUUUGAAGAAGAACCCGUUACGAUCUCUGCAUUGAAGACUUCCAUCGUUGAAAAAUCAUGUGGAUUAUCUCCUAUCCCAAGCUUACCUUCUUUUGCAAGUAAUAUUGGCAGUCCGUCGAGCCCAAUCGUCAACAAAUCCUUGUCACGCACUCAGAGGUGCUUGAUUCCCCAAGGAGACCAACUUAAUGACAGCCUGAAAGAUAGUGACUUUCUUGCAAUUCCUGAACCUCUGAUUGACAUGGAACUAGUCAGGGAAGAAAGAGAUCUGUUCGAAGAGUCUCCACAGAAUGAUAAAACUUUAUCUGAUAGUGGAUGUGAAGGAGCAUCACUUGACGAUGAUGAGGACAAGCCAUGGGAAGAUAGCGUUUAUGUUCCUGUAACUCCUAAAAGUUGCCACAAUAUUACCCCAAAGAAUCUGUCCUCUGCCAAAGCACUUGACGGCACACGUUCGAUUGGCAUUCAGAAACUCUCACACAUCACCCUGCCUCUGAAUAAAACAAAGUUUGAAAUGACCUUACCAGGACUUACUGAUAUAAACUGGGAUGAAUCUCUUAGACUUGCAGAAAAGUCGCCCUCCGUUGAAGAUUCUGCCAAUAGCUCAUCAUUCUCUCAAAAGUUUCGCCAGCAGCUAAUGAGCAAUUAUAAUAGAAAUAAUAUGACACCCACCUUUCAAGGAAAAAAUGGUCAGAACAUACCAGAGGAUCAGUGUUUUUUUGGCCUUCCUUCAAAAGUACAAAGUCUCAUAGAAAGGUUCCGUGGAAUCAAGGAUCUUUACGCAUGGCAAAAGGAGUGUCUUUCGAUGCCUGAAGUGCUACAGCGUCAAAAUCUUGUGUAUGCUCUUCCAACAAGUGGGGGCAAAACACUUGUUGCUGAAAUUUUGUUGCUAAAAGAGAUUUUGAUUAACAGGAAAAAUACAAUUUUUAUCCUUCCCUAUGUUGCAAUUGUGCAGGAAAAGGUCAGAGCCCUGUCUCAGCUGGCUAUUGAACUUGAUUUCUUUGUUGAGGAGUAUGCUGGGGGGAAGGGAUCCUACCCACCAAAAAAACACCGUUGCAAGAAUGGCGUUUACAUUGCAACAAUUGAGAAGGCUCUUGGCUUAGUACACCACUUAAUAAUUGACAACCGUUUACACGAGAUAGGAUUGGUGGUUGUUGAUGAAUUACAUCUUCUUGGAGAGGGAUCUAGAGGAGCAACCCUUGAGUCUGUCCUCACUAAUUUGCACUAUUGUAAAUUGGGUAUUCAGAUAGUUGGCAUGAGUGCCACUAUCGGAAACUUGCAAGAAAUAUCAUCAUUUCUCAAUGCUAAAACUUACACUGGAGACUUUCGACCUGUAGAAUUGAAAGAGUAUAUCAAGUGUAGUGACACAAUUUAUAGUAUUAACCGUAAUAUGAUUGGUAGUGAAGAAUCCCCUCUCUCUAUUGAUCGAACUUUGGAGUCCACUUAUACUGAAGAGCAGCUCAAAAGUGAUCCAGACCAAAUUGGAGCACUGGUAGCUGAAACUGUUCCAGAUGAGUCGUGUUUAGUAUUCUGUCCAUCACGGAAAAACUGUGAAAAUGUAGCACUGCUGAUUUGCCAAACACUGCCAAAGACUCUGAAGACUGUUCGAGUUGAGGCAAAGAAAGCCCUUUACAAGGCUCUUAUUGCCGAAGGUAAUGGGCAAGUUUGUCCCAUACUCUAUCAAACAUUACCUUUUGGAGUUGCCUAUCACCACUCAGGGCUAACUGCUGCAGAGCGCCGCCUGCUUGAAGAGGCUUUCCUUGCUCAGACACUGUGUGUCAUUUGCUGCACUUCCACUUUGGCAGCAGGAGUGAAUUUGCCAGCAAGACGGGUAAUUUUGAGGUCACCCUACAUAGGGAUAGACUUUAUGGACAUGAGCCGCUACAAGCAAAUGGUUGGGAGAGCAGGCAGGGCUGGCUUUGGUGGUGUAGGGGAGAGCAUUUUAAUUUGUCAGUUAAAAGAUACAGAAAAAGUGUUGCAGCUUUUAAAAUCUGGAAUGACUGAAUCAAUAAGCCAUCUUGAUGCAGAUGACGGGGCUGGUUUGAAAGCACUGAUUUUGCAUUCAGUCAGUUUGGGCCUAGCUUCUUGCCGGUCAGGUAUUUAUAAAUUCUUGGAGCACACUUUGUUAUGGGUUCAGUCAGAAAGAAAGGGUGUCGAUGUUCUUAAUCUCGCCGACCGAUGUAUUCAGUCACUAGUGGCUGAAGGAGGACUUAAUAUAGUUGAUGUAAAAUCUUCUGAUUCCACUGAAAAUAAUGAAAAUGUGAUAGUGGCCUUUCCUCCAAGUAACAAUAAGUCAAGUGAUUCUCAAAUUUCAAUAUGCAUAAGAUUGUCUACUCCCUUAAUCCUGAGCAAAAUUGGUGAAGCUGCUGUUAAAGGUUCACUGACAAUUGUCAUUGCCCAUCGUCUGUAUGAUGACCUGUGCCUCGCGCAGGAAAAGCUUGUGCUUGUAAAUCAUUUCCAUCUCUUGUACUGUAUCACGCCUUACAGUAUGAUGGAUCAAAUCAAGCCAAACUACCAAGUCUUUUUCAAUCAAUUCAUGAACAUGGGCAUUAAUGAGCUGAAAGUUGCUGGUGCUAUUGGUAUCACAGAAGCUGUUGCAGUAACGGUGAUGAGGAGAAAAACCCUAAAGGCUGUUCCCCAAGAAGUUGUUGAUCGUUUCUAUUUGACACUGAUGCUGUAUGAUUUAUGGCAUCAAAAGUCUAUUUGGGAUGUGUCAGAGAAAUUUCAAGUGUCUCGAGGACAAGUAUUUUCACUAGUUCAAGCUGCUUCUAGUUUUGCUUCUUGUGUCCUGCGAUUUUGUGAGGUGCUCAAAGAAUUUUGGUGCUUUAAAGUUCUUUUGGAGGAAAUGGUUCAAAGACUGUCUCAUUGUUGCUCUGUGGAGCUGAUCCCCCUUAUGGAGCUGCCUGCAGUAAAAAUUGGCCGUGCCAGGCAACUUUACAAUGCUGGCUAUCGUUCGGUGCGGGAUGUUGCAGCUGCAGAACCAACUCGUCUUAUAAGAGAAGUGGACCACAUGCCAAGGAAAGUUGCUUAUCAAAUUGUUGCUGCAGCAAAGCUGAUAUUAAUACAAAAGGCUGAGGCAUUAAGAGAUGAGGCAACAGAUUUUCUGGAUGGAUUGAAUCUUCACAUGAAGGAUACAACAACCCCAGUGUAUAAUGCUUUGCAGUGAUCAUUUUCAAACUAGUCCUUUAAUCUUAGUUAAGGAUAACUGUUAUGCAAAGAUUUUAUUUUGUGUUAAUUGUGAUUUGGCUUUUGAAAGAGGCCACUGUGAUUUUCUUUAAGUUCUGUUGUUGGACAAUGUUGAAUACCUUCUUAGUAUUACGGCAAAAUAAAUUUGUUUAUAAAUUCAUA
This is a messenger RNA of Thrips palmi, 3848 nucleotides long. RefSeq names its product helicase POLQ-like (gene mus301). Gene Ontology annotation, molecular function: ATP binding; nucleic acid binding. The transcript is spliced from 17 exons. Lineage: Eukaryota; Metazoa; Arthropoda; Insecta; Thysanoptera; Thripidae. The record is from RefSeq and is a predicted model, not a curated record. The coding region runs from base 124 to 3666 and encodes 1180 amino acids.